AUGAAAAGGUAAAGAUAUAGAAGGAAUGUAACAAUAAAAAGAGAAAUUGUAGAAAAAAAAAAUAAUUUUUGUAAAAGCUUUAUAAAUCUCGAAAGUAAUUAUUUUUUGGAUUAUUUUCUUGGGUAAACCAGAAGCAUAAGUAGUUAUGGUAAUGAAUUUGGAUAGAUGAAUAAAUUCUAGAUUAGAUUCAAAAACAUUUUACCUGAAUAUAAAACUAAAUAAUCAAUUCAUGAGAUGGAAAUGAAGGAAAAAAGAAGAAGAUAAACAUAACUUAUGGAGGAUAUGGCUAUUCUAAAAUUAAGAAAAGGAAUUUAAGAUAUUAGUAAAAGCAAAACAAUAAUAUAAACAUUAAAAAUGUUAAAGACAUCUAAUUAAGAAUGUAAUGAGAGUGCGAAAUAAAUAAAAUAAUCAUAGAGUGAAAGAAGUAAAUAAAAAAAAAAAAGAAGGCAUAGUUGUUAGUGUUCAGAUUGUGGAAAAAUGAGUGAAAAAUAAAUCAGACAUUAAAAUGAUCCAUUUUUUGACAAAUUUAAUAAGUUUUUAUAAUAAAUAAAAAACUCAAGCAGUACAUCAAGAAGGAAUAAAUACUAAAAUAAACUAAAAUCUCAAAUUUAAUAAGAAAACUUGAAAAUAUCAUAUAUUAAUCAAAAUAAGUCGCCUAUCAACAAAUAUAAAUCUGUCUCGAGAACUACUAAAUUGCUUCUAGAGUAAUCUUAAACAAAAAUAUUUCAGCAUAAUUAAAGAUAUUCGGCAUUUCCAUCUCAAAGAGUGAAAACUGAACCAACACAAUCAUCACCUCGAUCUUUUAAAUUGUAUCCAAUUCAACUUAACAAAUUAAGAAAGGGUUAAUCAACAUAUAAAUUGAUUCAUCUUAAAGAUAGUUUCAAAACAUUGGCCAGUAUUUAUAGAUGA
This is a messenger RNA of Paramecium sonneborni, 909 nucleotides long. Lineage: Eukaryota; Ciliophora; Oligohymenophorea; Peniculida; Parameciidae. The record is from the annotation of a GenBank genome assembly.